Messenger RNA from Tripterygium wilfordii, 1086 nucleotides. RefSeq names its product PRA1 family protein A1-like. The coding region runs from base 127 to 756 and encodes 209 amino acids. The record is from RefSeq and is a predicted model, not a curated record. NCBI's taxonomy places the organism in Eukaryota, Viridiplantae, Streptophyta, Magnoliopsida, Celastrales, Celastraceae. Gene Ontology annotation, cellular component: membrane. The transcript has 8 exons.
CCAUUCAGUUUUUUAUCUAUCGACGAUCUUUGCCUCUCGUUCUAAUUUUUGUCCACGUCGAUUUCGCGGUGGUUUUUGCAGAAAUCAACAACUAGGGUUUCGCAGAACCGCCAAGAGUAAAGACAGAUGGAUUGGGGUAACGUGACCGCAGAGGAUCUAAUCGAUGCGCUCCGUGAAGUUGACUGGUCAUCGCCGCCCCGCCCUCUCUCUGAGUUCUUUUCCAGGUUUACCGUUCCUAGAUCCUACGCCAAAUGGAACAGCCGCCUCAAAUGCAAUCUAUACUAUUACAGGACCAACUACUUCAUUAUGAUCAUUUUCAUCCUUGGUUUGGGUUUCCUCAGGAGGCCUCUUGCUAUAGUGGCUGCUCUUUUAACGGCUCUUAGCAUUGCAUUUCUGAAUGACAGCUUUGCAGGUACUUUUAGUGAGAAGGUUACAAGAACUGUGAGGCAGUUUUCUCCACAUUUAGCUGCAAAAAUGAGGCCUCCUCUUACGCCUGUCAUACGUGGACGUCCAUCAGCAAAAAGAGCAAUUCAUAUAUGUGGUCGUCCUCGUUGGGUGUUUGUCCUGAUAUUUUCGGCUGUAAGUUUUUUCCUUUGGUAUGCUUCCUGCGGUCUCCUUACUGUUUCGUGGACACUUGCCAUUGGUCUACUUGCCACUAUUAUCCAUGCAAGCUUUAGAACACCUAAUCUGAAAGCACGUCUAAACACAUUCCGGGAGGAAUUUCGAGCAGUUUGGCGUAAUUACAGUGAGCUGUAGGAUUGGCCAACUUGGAGUUUGAGCAUGGUGGUUUUCUUGACUGUGAAUCUCAUUUAAAUGGUUGGUCUGAAGUUCGGUUCUGCUACUGCUUAUGUUGCUAGAAAAUAAUUCCAUAUGGCUGGACUUUAAUUUUCAGGUGAAGGCUGGCCAAUCUUUGCAGAAAAUCUAAAAGGUGUAAAUUGUGAGGACCUCUUGUUCUGUUUAGAAAUUGUUUGUUAUAUUGGAGAAAGGACUUGUGGAUAUCUGAAUUUACCCUGAGAAGGGUAAGUCUAUAAGAGGAUCUAUUAAACAGUAGAUUGAAAAUGUUCCUUGAGAGUUCUCUAGCCAGUU